AGGGCUCCGCCGCCGCGCGCGUCGCGUGGGAGCCCCACGCGGCGCUGGGGCCCGCGCGGCGCGGCGAUGGCCCUGGCAAUCCACGGCGUGAAGGCCGUGGAUUGCGCCGCUCGCGUCGCCGAGCGCGAGCUGGACGUGGUGGAGAUCAUGUCGGGGAGCGAGAACAUGACGUUCAUGGCAGGGGUCAUGGGCCUCCACGCCACAGGCUUCGACGUCGGCAAACGCUCGACGGAGGACAUAUUGCAGGUGAAAGGGUGGCACAUUGCCGUCUGGUACGUGCUGAGCCUGAAGGAGAAUGGCCUCCUGUGGAUUAGCCUCGACACGUGGAGGACUGACGACCACUCCGAUUCCGAGCCCUGGGUGAAGCCGACGCCAGAGCAGG
Molecule: messenger RNA, 382 nt
Organism: Prorocentrum cordatum
Lineage: Eukaryota; Dinophyceae; Prorocentrales; Prorocentraceae
Source: the annotation of a GenBank genome assembly